Aegilops tauschii subsp. strangulata is the source of this 1464-nucleotide messenger RNA. RefSeq names its product polygalacturonase inhibitor 1. Gene Ontology annotation, molecular function: protein binding. NCBI's taxonomy places the organism in Eukaryota, Viridiplantae, Streptophyta, Magnoliopsida, Poales, Poaceae. The record is from RefSeq and is a predicted model, not a curated record.
CAGAGCUCAGCUCAGCUCAUCACUCCCGCACUCAACACUUCCGCCACCUUGGCCUCCUCCUCCAUAGCUAGCUAGCAAAGCUGAGCUAGUAGAAGGUAGCAGCCACCCACAGCCACAGGGCCACGAUGGCGUCGACCGCCUCCUUCCUCCCGCUGCUGGCGCUCCUGCUGGUGGCGACGGCGCAUUGCUCGCCGCUGCCCCAGCGGUGCCCGCAGGCGGACCGGCAGGCGCUGCUCCGGGUGAAGCAGGCGCUGGGCAGCCCGGCGACGCUGAAGACGUGGUCGCCGGCGUCGGCGGACUGCUGCGCGUGGGACCACCUCACGUGCAACGAGGCCGGCCGCGUGAACAACGUCUUCAUCGACGGCGCCGACGACGUGCGCGGCCAGAUCCCGUCCGCGCUGGCGGGGCUGACGGCGCUCAUGUCGCUCUCGCUCUUCCGCCUCCCGGGCCUCCAGGGCUCCAUCCCGGCCUGCCUCACCUCCCUCUCCAAGCUCGAGUUCCUCACCGUCUCCCACACCAACGUCUCCGGCUCCAUCCCGGAGUCCCUGGCGCGCCUCCACAGCCUCGACUCCGUGGACCUCUCCAACAACAAGCUCACGGGCUCCAUCCCCAACUCCUUCGCCGACAUGCCCAACCUCCGGUCGCUGGACCUCCGCCGGAACCAGCUCACCGGCCACAUCCCGGCCAGCCUCGUGCAGGGGCAGUUCCGGUCGCUGGUGCUGUCCUACAACCAGCUGACGGGCCCGAUCCCGCGCGACGACGCGCAGGACGAGAUCAACACCGUGGAUCUGUCGCACAACCAGCUGAGCGGCGACGCGUCCUUCCUCUUCUCCGAGGGGCGGCCCAUCGGCAAGGUGGACCUGUCCUACAACAACCUCGAGUUCGACCUGAGCAAGCUCAAGUUCCCCAAGGAGCUCACGUACCUGGACCUGAGCCACAACCGCAUCAGCGGCACCGUGCCCAGGUCGCUGGAGGCGCUGUCCACGCUGCAGACGCUGGACCUCAGCUACAACAACCUCUGCGGGCCGCUCCCCAAGCUGCACGGCGUCAUGCGGCACGGCUGCAAGCCCUACGAGCACAACCUGUGCCACCGUGGGGCGCCGCUGGAGAGCAGCUGCCACCAGCUCUGAGCUCGUGAGCUCGCUCGCCGCCGGCAGGCGUACGUUAUAUGAGUGGUGUGUUGGCGUUCUCGUGCGCGUGCGUACGUACGUGGUUAUGUGUACGAACUACGAAGGACGGUGCUUUGGGGCUUAGCAAACUAGUGGAGUGGAGCACCGCGCUGGUGGUAAUGCCUGACACGCGCGGUCCUUGAGCUCUGUGUACGAAACGAUAGAGAUGUGUGCGUGCUGUGUGUGUGCCGUCUGGAGAUGCGCCAGAGAGUGUGUGUUGCCGUGUUUGGGAUGGAUCAUCCCAGUUACCUGAUGUAUCAAGUGUUAAAUGGUAAUUAUGUUUGGCUUACUUUCA